Molecule: messenger RNA, 2115 nt
Organism: Sphaeramia orbicularis (orbiculate cardinalfish)
Lineage: Eukaryota; Metazoa; Chordata; Actinopteri; Kurtiformes; Apogonidae
Gene: pank2
Product: pantothenate kinase 2
Exons: 7
Coding region: 170-1468 (432 amino acids)
Biological process (GO): coenzyme A biosynthetic process
Cellular component (GO): cytosol; nucleus
Molecular function (GO): ATP binding; pantothenate kinase activity
Source: RefSeq, a predicted model, not a curated record
AGCGAACAUAAAACCGACAUGUAUUCAGCCGUUGUAACGACACAGCUACUUAGCUAGCUAAUUAGCUAGCUCUUAGCGGCUCGGACCUCAUUGUCCACACAAAUCAUUGGCUUUAAAUAGUCUAUUUUAACAUAAACUACAGCAUAUAUGUAGUUAACUGGUCAUUUCAAUGGCGUUCAAUGGCCACCAGCGCGACGAUGACAUUAUCGACGAGGACGAAACGCCCACGAAGCAGCCGCGGUCCUCCAAGGAGAUGCCCGGUUUGUGCAGAAACGAGCCCAACAAUGAGGCAGCCGCGCCCGCUGGAAGGGCCACAACCGACCGGCGGACCUCCAACUCUACGGCGAGGCAUCGCAAGGACUCGCUGAAGAAAAGCAGGCCGCCAUUUCCUUGGUUUGGGAUGGACAUUGGAGGCACUCUGGUGAAGCUGGUGUACUUUGAGCCCAAAGACAUCACAGCAGAGGAGGAGCAGGAGGAGGUGGAGAACCUGAAGAGCAUCCGCCGGUACCUCACCUCCAACACAGCCUAUGGUAAAACAGGCAUCAGGGACGUGCACCUGGAGCUGCAGGACCUGACGCUGUGCGGCAGGACGGGCAACCUGCACUUCAUCCGCUUCCCCACGCAUGACCUCCCGGCCUUCCUGCAAAUGGGACGCAACAAACACUUCUCCAGCCUCCACACCACCCUCUGUGCCACUGGAGGGGGGGCCUAUAAGUUUGAGUCUGAUUUCCGCACGAUGGCCGACCUGGAGCUCCACAAGCUGGAUGAGCUGGACUGUUUGAUCCGUGGUGUGCUGUACAUCGACUCGGUGGUGUCCAGCGGUCCGUCCGAGUGCUACUACUUCGAGAACCCCACGGACCCGGACCGCUGCGUCCAGAGACCCUACACACUGGAAAACCCCUAUCCUCUGCUGCUGGUCAACAUAGGGUCUGGGGUCAGCAUCCUGGCCGUCUACUCUGAGAACAACUACAAACGAGUCACUGGGACCAGCCUCGGGGGCGGGACCUUCCUGGGCCUGUGUUGCCUUCUGACCGGCUGCUCUACAUUCGAGGAAGCCCUGGAAAUGGCGUCUCAGGGGGAGAGCACUCGUGUGGACAAGCUGGUCCGGGACAUUUACGGAGGAGACUACGAGAGGUUUGGACUACCAGGCUGGGCUGUGGCCUCAAGUUUCGGCAACAUGAUGUCCAAAGAGAAGAGGGAGUCGGUGUCCAAAGAGGACCUGGCCAGAGCCACGCUGGUCACCAUCACCAACAACAUCGGCUCCAUCACCAGGAUGUGUGCUCUCAAUGAGAACAUUGAGCGAGUGGUGUUCGUGGGGAACUUCCUCCGGGUGAACACGUUGUCCAUGAAACUGUUGGCCUACGCCAUGGACUACUGGUCCAAAGGACAACUCAAGGCACUUUUCCUACAACACGAGGGUUACUUCGGAGCCGUCGGGGCCCUGUUAGAGCUCCUCCAUCCGUCCUAAAGUAUGUGAAGUCCACCUACAGAAGCACACGUCGAUCUGCUGCAGACACCUUUAGCACUUUAGACCAGUCACAGCCAUUUCCACAGUGGGCUGUCCCACCAGCCAUCAGCCCCGUCGACGCGUCCUGAGGAAGGAGAGCUGCUGUAAACAGGUGAAGGUGGCUUCUAGUCGUAACCCGUGGGUCAGAGUCAGUUUCCUGUCCUGACCGAAGCAGGACUGGACAGAUUAAAGCCAGUUGGUGUCUCAAACAUCGCUCAAGGAAAUUCACCUCUGUUGCCUGAAAGGUUCUAGUCCUUUACAGACCCUCAGUGGGAUCAGCUCAUGGGCCAAAUUGGUUUAAGUCGCGUUUCCACCUCAGGAUCUUUACCCAUGAACUAGGGACCUUUGGAGGAAUUUAGCAUGUUUCCACUGAAGGGACCAGGGUCUAAAUUUAGUUCUGGGACUUUAUUUUAGCCUCUUUAAGUCCCUCCUCAGGGGAGUGGAUACAAAACUUACUAAUGCUAAACAUUUCUGCAUUUCUGGUCGUUUCUUUCUGGUCAGUAGUUGAAGCUUUACAGACAGGGUUUUAUUGUGCUUUAAAUCAUUGGAAUAGAAAGUAUGUGACAGAUGAAAUCCAGGCCUUAGUGAGCAUUUAUGGUGCAAAAAAA